Messenger RNA from Lepus europaeus (European hare), 352 nucleotides. RefSeq names its product large ribosomal subunit protein eL36-like. Gene Ontology annotation, molecular function: structural constituent of ribosome. Gene Ontology annotation, biological process: cytoplasmic translation. NCBI's taxonomy places the organism in Eukaryota, Metazoa, Chordata, Mammalia, Lagomorpha, Leporidae. The coding region runs from base 35 to 352 and encodes 105 amino acids. The transcript has a single exon. The record is from RefSeq and is a predicted model, not a curated record. Gene Ontology annotation, cellular component: ribosome; cytosolic large ribosomal subunit.
CUUCCGCCCCGGCCGCCAUUGGAAAGCUGUAGCCAUGGCCCUGCGCUACCCCAUGGCUGUGGGCCUCAACAAAGGCCACAAGGUGACCAAGAACGUGAGCAAGCUGAGGCACGGCCACCGGCACGGGCGCCUCACCAAGCACACCAAGUUCAUGCGGGACAUAAUCCGGGAGGUGUGCGGCUUCGCCCCCUAUGAGUGCCAUGCCAUGGAGCUACUCAAUGUCUCCAAGGACAAACGGGCGCUCAAGUUCAUCAAGAAGAGGGUGGGCACCUACAUCUGCGCCAAGAGGAAGCGCGAGGAGCUGAGCAGCGUCCUGGCCGCCAUGCAAAAAGUGGCCGCCAAGAAGGACUGA